AUGAACCCAGAACCGCCCGUUGCGGACCAGAUCAUCGAAAGUCAGUGCAAUCCCAAGGACACCACGGUCCAGAAUCAUCCACCAUCCACCACCCACAACACCUCUUCCCCUCCAACCAACCCACCCAUGCUCCACGUCCUCAUCCCCGGAACCCACCACCGGCCCAACGCCAUCACCAGCGCGGCGCCCACGCUCUCGCCGUCCCAAGCCCUCGUCCCCUUGCUCAUCUUCAUCCUAGCACUUGCCAUACUCUGCCUUGAUGCCUUUCCCACCGACCAUGAUGAAGAAGACGGAGAAUGA
Molecule: messenger RNA, 300 nt
Organism: Plenodomus lingam JN3
Lineage: Eukaryota; Fungi; Ascomycota; Dothideomycetes; Pleosporales; Leptosphaeriaceae
Source: RefSeq, a predicted model, not a curated record